Messenger RNA from Megalops cyprinoides (Indo-Pacific tarpon), 3975 nucleotides. It is a transcript of the gene nes, whose product is annotated as nestin. Gene Ontology annotation, molecular function: CCR5 chemokine receptor binding; intermediate filament binding. The transcript has 5 exons. Gene Ontology annotation, biological process: positive regulation of intermediate filament depolymerization. NCBI's taxonomy places the organism in Eukaryota, Metazoa, Chordata, Actinopteri, Elopiformes, Megalopidae. Gene Ontology annotation, cellular component: intermediate filament. The record is from RefSeq and is a predicted model, not a curated record. Bases 1 to 3975 code for a protein of 1324 amino acids.
AUGGACAUCCCAGUUAUUCGACAGUCGCUUGGCCACCUGGGAACAGAGAAGCAUCAGAUGCUGGACCUCAACAAGCGUCUGGAGACCUACCUGGGCAGGGUGAAGUUUCUGGAGGAGGAGAAUGAGCUUCUGAAGGAAGAAAUUCAGCAACUGAGGAGGAUCAGGAACCCUGAGGCAUGGAAGGGAGAGUUGGAGGGUGAACUGAGGAGAGUGAGAGGUGAGGUAGAGGCAGCAUGGAGGGAUAGGGACAGGGUGGACCUGGAGGUAGGAAACCUGGGCGAGGAGCUGCAGGUGCUGGAGCUCCAGAGGCAGAAGGAGGCAGCUGCUCAGGCCAAGGCCCGGAAGAACCUGGCAGAGAGCAAGAAGGAGCUGGAGGAAGAGAGGAGGGCCCAAAUCUGGCUGCGGGAGAAGGUUACACAGCUGGAAAAGGAGCUGCAGCUCCACCUGGAGGUCCACCAGGAGGAUGUCUCACUCCUGUUGGCCAGACUGAGCCAUGCUCAACCUGUCCCAGUGACUCCUGCUCACACUGAUGUCCUCAGCAUUCAGGACCUGGGUCAUGAUUAUUCGCUAAGGGCUGCCCGGGCGUGGCAGGAAGCAGCAGCUGCGUAUGAGAACCAGGUGAGCCACCUUGAGGACUCAGUGGCCCAGGCCAGAGCCAACAUGGCCCAGGUGGCACAAGAGAAAAGGGACGGCUGCUUGAAGGUGCAGGGCCUCACCAAGGACCUGGAGGUGGCACGUGGCAAGAAAGAGGUCUUGGAAAAGGAUAUUGCCAAACAAAGGGAAAAAGAACGCAAGCAUAUUGAGCAACUCCAGGCCCAUCUGGAGUCCCUGGAGGGGGAGAGGAAAUAUUUGGGAGACCAAAUUGCUGACAUUCUGGAGGACAAACGCAACCUGUUACAACUGAAGAUGUCUCUGGGGCUGGAGGUGGCCACUUACAGAGCUUUGUUGGACAGUGAAAGUCUGAGAAGAAACAAGCUAUCCACCAGCUAUCCAUGGGGGUUCUGCACAUUUGAUGGAAGGUCCAGCCCUCAAGGUGUCAAGCAAAGCCUCCAAACAAUGUUAAAUAAUGACCACAUUGCCAGCCCAGUCUCUAUUCUGCUUAGUACAAGGACUCAGACCACAGCAGCAGCUAUGCCCGUGACACCACUCCAAACCCCACAACGAGAUGCCUCUGAAAACGAGCACAAGACCGCUGAUUUUAAAACAGACAAGCAGGUUGGUUGGAAAGUUGAGUCAUCUUGGCUUCCAGGUUUGUCAACUACACACCCUAAAGGACAGUUGAAUGGAAAAGGUUCAACUGAACAUUUUAGGGCAAAGGAGGUCAAGGAGGAGGUCAGUCAUGCUGUAGUGCUCUCAGAACCCAGAUCACAAGAAUUAUGUGGUGUUAUCACACAAAUGGAUGAAUCUAGUAUUGAUCAGUCUACUGUGGGAAACUCAGAAGUUAGCACAGAGGACAAAGGGGAGGAUUUGGCCACUACCAAGCUGGACAAACACAUAGAUGAAAAUGACACAGAGCCCACUGUGGAGCAAGAGACCGCCACUUCUGAAGUGGUUGAGUUCAGCAAGAAUGAGCCGUCAGUAUUUUCUGCAAAGACCGAAGAUGUCACCAGCCCAACACAGGUGACACUGGAUAUCUCAGUGGCAGCUAAUUCAUCCAAUCUGAAGACAGCAGAAGACCCACGUGGCUUUUCAGAAGAAGUGGUGAGAGACAGGGGGGAGAUUGAAUCAGUGGAAGAUAAAAUCUCAGAAGUAGAAUCAGGAUCAGGUUCAGAAUCCAAUAUUGAUGAAAUGGAUUGUGCCUUAGAAUGUGGAACUGCAACAAGUGAGUUUAGUAACCUUGUUGAUUCCAACCAAGAUGAGCACGUUGCAGCUAAAUCUGAGUCAGCUGUGCCAUUAGAAGCCACCAAAGAGGUUUUGAGUCAUGAGAACGAAAUAAAUGAAGGACAAGGUGAUGACAAAGUGAGUACUAUAGAAGAUAAGAAUGAAGAUGAGUUACCUAAUGAACAUGAACCUGAAAGGAUGCUGGAAGAUGAGGUUGUGCCAGAACAGGACACAUGGGAUGAAAAAAAUGAAUGUACAAUAAAGAAUGAGUGCACGGAAGAAGUAGGGGAACAGGCUCAUGAUAAUGAAAUUGAAGAGACAGAGACAGAAGAGGGAAUGGGUGAAGAGAUGACUGCAACAGAAGAGAAUCAAAGCGAUUUAGAAAGUGAGAAGGAGAUCUUGUCUGCUAAUGAGGAUCCCAUUGUACAGUCUGAAAUGGACAGAAACCCAGGAGAUGUGGAAGGAGAGCAGACUUGUUCAGAUGGAGAGCAGUUGGAGCUAUCUGAUGAGGAUGGAGAGGGCUCUCAAGAUGCUUCUCAGUCGUGGAGAACUGAAGAGGGGGAGCUGGAGAGCAUUGACAGCUACACCCUUGACCACACUCUAGCUGACACCCGUCCCCUGAUCCGAUACAAGAGUGAUGAGGCUGACGCGAACACUCAGGCGUCCCACUUAGAAGCCAGUUGCUCCAGCGAGGAUGAGGACAAUGAUGACAGAGUGGCAAGAGGUGGAUUUUGGGGGGAGGAUAAAAUGGGGGACAUCAUUUCCAAAAGUGCCAAAGUCAUGGAGGAUCCAGACAAAGAGUAUGAAGAGGAGGGAGUUAAUGAGGAUGGUUUCGAAGAACGGGGUGGAUCACGGGUGGAUGUGGGAGAGGAGAUUGUUCUCACGAACAAAGAUGAUGAGCAUCGGCAGAUUGAGGGAGAAGACUCGGUUCCUUUGGGUAUUGAAGACACAAACAUGGCAGGUUUCACUGGCUUCAGGACAGACUCAGUGGAUACGAAGGAUGAAUGGAAUAAAGAGAAACAGAACAAUCUGCAGCAGGAGAUGGAUUUACUAUCACUCGAUUCCAACGAUGGCUUGAAAGCUGAGACUGUAGACAGUGAGGCAGCACCAGGACUUCAGGCUAAGUGUUGUGAAAGUGAAGGAAAGGAAAUAGAGACCACUCAGGCCUGUCCUGUCAAUAUCAACAGGGAUGUAAGCUCACAGAGUCAGUCUGAUGAUGAAAAGCAAGCCGAGGUGUGGUCACAUCCUGAGAACCUUGCUGCAACAUCUUCAUCUCCUUCAAGUAUAGUAGCUGAAUCAAUGUCAAACACUGAUCAAUCAGCCUCUGUUGGAACUGUAGAAAUAUCACCAACACAAAAUGUGACAGAUGAGGGCUCAACAAUGACAGUUCACACUGAGGAAACAGAAGUUCUUGCUGACAAGAAGGAAGAGGAAGGACAGAAUCUGUCCAUGCUAACUAAUGUGGAUUUCACAGAUGAGUUCUCCCUGCACAGUGAACUCAGUAGCACCAUGGGGAGUCUGGCUAAUGCUGUCAACUCUGACUUAGAUGAUUCAUCCAGUUCUGAAGGUGACUCACCCAAUGCCAGUCAAUUCUCACAGUCCAUCAAACAGGAUACAAACCAGGAUGACUUUGCAGCUGGAAUCACCAGUGGGGCUGUGGGCAGAAUUAGCACAGAGUUUGAGGAAGAGUCGGGGGAUGCUGGCCAGCCCUCUGGAGAUUCUCCUAGCAUUGCAGUGGAAGAGGUCAAUGUCAUCAAGAUACAGGAAACCAAGGCAGUGCCCCAAGCCAAUGGAAAAUGUAGUGACCUUCACAACUUACUGAGCUCAACUUUAAAUGAACAUACCUGGAACUCAAACAAUAAGACAGGAGCUGUCAGUGAUCCAAGCGAGUGUGAGCAGUAUGACAAUGUGAGCACACACGAUAAUCAGAAUAUGACAUUUGGAGUUGCAUGGGGAGAACCAGACAAACUGCUGGGGGCAAAUAAAAACACUGAAGGUGCCAUAGAGGCGACCCAAGGCCAUUCUCUGGAAAAGCAUCCUCAGAUUCCUGUGCAGGUCAAACAGCUCUUAUGUGGAAAGAUGGAGGAAGAUGAUGAUGGCCGAUCUGAGGAUUCACUGGAGGAAGGAGAUUCCUGGUCUUCUGGGGAAGAGUAG